CCGGCCCCGCCCCCCGGCCGCGUGGCUGCGCGUCCCGGCUGUUGCCGAUAAAGUUGUCUGACGCCGGGCGGCGGCGGGUCACGUGAGCGGAAGAUGGCGGCCCCGGCAGGUGGCGGAGGCUCCGCGGUGUCGGUGCUGGCCCCGAACGGCCGGCGCCACACGGUAAAGGUGACGCCGAGCACCGUGCUGCUUCAGGUUCUGGAGGACACGUGCCGGCGGCAGGACUUCAACCCCUGUGAAUAUGAUCUGAAGUUUCAGAGGAGCGUGCUCGAUCUUUCUCUCCAGUGGAGAUUUGCCAACCUACCCAAUAAUGCCAAGCUGGAGAUGGUGCCCGCCUCCCGGAGCCGUGAGGGGCCCGAGAACAUGGUUCGCAUUGCUUUGCAGCUGGAUGACGGUUCCAGGUUGCAGGACACCUUCUGUUCAGGCCAGACCCUCUGGGAGCUUCUCAGCCAUUUUGCACAGACCAGGGACUGCCUGCAGCAGCCUGGUGGGGCAACCCCAGUGUGCGUGUACACGAGGGAUGAGGUGACGGGUGAAGCCGCCCUGAGGGACACCACACUGCAGUCGCUGGGCCUCACUGGGGGCAGUGCCUCCAUCAGGUUUGUCAUGAAGCGCUGUGACCCCGGGGGCAAGACCCCAGGAAACCUGGACUCAUCAGCGUCGGCUGGCCAGGCAGCCGCCAGCCCCCCACUCCCCUUGGAAUCUGGGGAGCUCUGCCGAGGUGACCCGAGCCGUCAGGAGGACGUGGACGCCAUGGGGUCCAGCUGCGAGGAUUCGCAGGAGAAGCAGAGCAUGAGGGCGCCCGUGCCUGCCCCCUUCGUUCCAUUCUCGGGCGGGGGACAGCGACUGGGGGGCCCCUCUGGGCCCAUGAGGCCUCUGAUUUCAUCAUCAGCCAAGUUGCCGAAGUCCCUCUCCAGCCCCGGAGGCCCCUCCAAGCCAAAGAAGUCCAAGCCUGGCCAGGAUCCCCAGCAGGAGCCAGAGCCAGAGCCGCCCGUGGACCGGGUGCCGGUGGUGUGCCACCCCGACCUGGAGGAGCGGCUGCAGGUCUGGCCGGUGGAGCUGCCCGAUGAGUUCUUCGAGCUGACGGUGGACGAUGUGAGAAGACGCUUGGCCCAGCUCAAGAGUGAGCGGAAGCGCUUGGAAGAAGCACCCUUGAUGACCAAGGCCUUCAGGGAGGCGCAGAUGAAGGAGAAGCUGGAGCGCUACCCAAAGGUGGCUCUGAGAGUCCUGUUCCCUGACCGCUACAUCCUGCAGGGCUUCUUCCGCCCCAGCGAGACAGUGGGGGACUUGCGAGACUUCGUGAAGAGCCACCUGGGGCACCCCGAGCUGCCGUUUUACCUGUUCAUCACUCCUCCAAAAACAGUCCUGGACGACUACUCGUGCACCCUCUUUCAGCCCUGUGCGUCAGGGUGCCCUCAGCCCUGGGGUCCAUGCUCUGCCCUUCACCCUGGAGCUCCUUAACAAGCCCUGAAGGCACUGGUGCGCCCCAGGGACCCCUUCAGCACAGGCUUUGUCUGCUGGCCCUGUGGGGACGGAAUUGGGAGGCCUGGCCAGGAGAAGGCCAAGGCGCCUGGCUCCAGCCCCGGUACACACAGCCUGCUUCUUCCACAGCGGGGGUCGGGGGGAGGGGUGCAGGCCUGUGGGCGCCCAGCCCCUGAUGUCCCGGCGAGGUCUUCCCUUUGCCCAUGGUGUGAUUUGAGUGUCAGCGCCACCCGUGUCUGUCUUGCCACACUGCUGCCUGCCGCCCUUCUGAGGGCUCAGUUGUCCCCAAGGCCAGGGCAGGGCAUCUAGAAGUACCUGGCCAGGUGUCUUCCCAUCCCUUUGCUGUGCUUGUCUAGGCUGGGCCAGAACUGAGCAGAGGGUAGAGAUUCCUUCCCCGUGGCCAUGGUGGUCUGUCCCUCAUUCCGUUGGGAUCCCAGAGACACAGCCAGCAGGCAGGGGACUUCUGGUGGGCAGCCAGAGGGGCAGGGAGGCCUGGUUCCAGAGGAUCUCCCCCAGGGGUCCUUCCCCAAGGCCUCAGCCCUGCAGCCCCAGCCUGGGCCCUGGCACGUGCUCUGUCCCCUUGUCCAGAGCAAAACAAGAGACGAGGGGUGGGGGCCCACAGACAGGCACCUGCCCUGGGGACUGAGCCCUGGCCACAGCCCUCCCUGUGCACGUCCACCUGGCCUGGAUCAGGUGAGACUCGGCUCCAGUGCCAGUGCCGGCCAUGAUGGGCUGAGUGUACUGGGCGGCGAGUUCCCUGGUCAGGGCCUCCUUCCAGGCGUGGCCAUCCCCCUCCCGAGGGGGUCUGGCUGUGGCCACCCUGUGUCUGGAGCGGGGGAGGCAGCUCUGGGUUGCAGGAAGCCCCGGGGCCAGCCCUCCUUUCUGGUCCUGAGGGUGGAGAGGCUGGACCUUUCUCUUGGAGGUGGGAGUGGGGAGGGGAGCCACAGAGGGCCUGUGGGUGUGAGAGGAGAUUCUCGGGCUUCCUUCCCUGUCCCAUCUGUGGUCCCCAUUCCACUGCCCUCACCCCACUGGGACCCUCCUGGGGGCUGGAUGUACUGGGGAACCCUGAGUCCACUGGGGUAGCUGUGACAAAGGCCCACCAUCCCGGAGGCCUGGGGUCCAAGCUCACGGGAUGGCUGGGCUGGCCCCUCUCAGGUUUCUGUCAUGGCUGGCAGGAGUUAUGUCUGUGUGCGUUCUGCGUCCUCAUCUCAUGAGAAUUCACACAGGAACAAACCCGCCUUUGAUGUCAUCUCACCUUACUUAUCUUGAAAGACCUGCUGGGCUUCCUUCCGUUGGCUUUGGGGGCAGACCUGGCUCCUAACACCCUCCAUUUGUUGGAGCUCUCAGGCUGUCUCAGGGGACCAGGACACGGAGAUCCCUUGCUGCCUGGUUCCCCACUCCCCAAGCCACCUGCCUGGCAGGGCGUGCCUGGCACUUCCAGCCUGAGUGCCUGCUGGGCACCUACCCCUGGCCAGUCCUGUCCUCCUCCCUCUUCUCCCAGAGCAGCUCCCCUCCUGCACUGCUGUGCUGCCCACCGCUGGGGCCUCUCUGCGGCCGACAGGCUGCCUUCUUUCCCCUGACCAGGCCCUACCCCACCUGGGCCUCUGAAAUGCUCCUCAUCACCUCAUGGUCUUGCAGAAGCAGGAUGGCUGUGGUCCCCUGCCUUCUCUCUUGGCUGCCUUUCCCCGGAGGGUGGUGCUGUUCUUGCCCAUGGAGACGGCUGGAGCGCGCGGCCACCUGUGUGUGCUGCUCCUGCGGAGUUGCUGCCCACGGGGGUUGGCCUGGACCUCCUUUCGGAAGCUCUUCCUGGCAACACCGAGUGUGGCAAGGGGCUGGCUCCAGGGUGGCUGGGCUGGCCCCUCCCAGGCUCCUGUUGUGGCAGGGUCACUUGUGUGUGUGGUCUGUGUCUUCAUUUCUUGAGGAAUCACACUGGACUAGACCCGCCUUUGAUGUCAUCUCACAUCACUUAUCUUUUUAAAGAUAAGUGAGAUAUCUUCAAAGAUAAGUGCACUGUCCCAGGCCCUCCGGUGUGUCAGGGCAGGGUGGCGCUCCUCUUCUCCCUGUCAGCCCAGGGAGCCAGGACAGUGUUGGUGGGGACAAGCCCCUCAGCCUGCGCCUCCCUCAAAGGCCCUUUCUGGGCCCUGCUCUGGGUGGCGGCGGGGGAGUGUCCACUGUGACUCACAUUCCGUGUCUAGACCCAGCUUCGUGACGGGUGGCUCCAUCCACCCUGGUCCCUUGCUGAAGUGGCCCCUGGAAACUAGGGCAGAGAGCACGGAUUCCAACAGUGGGAGAUGGAGGUGACAGGAGACUUUGGGAGGCUCCUUUUCUGGGGUCCAUCCAGAGGCCGAGCCUCUCUGAGCACUGCAGCCUCCAUGCCACCCGUCUGCCGAGCCUCCUCGCCACUGACUGCCAGGCCUACUUCCCUCUCCUCGCGUUCCUGAGCCCCAGCUGCCC
Molecule: messenger RNA, 3936 nt
Organism: Sapajus apella (tufted capuchin)
Lineage: Eukaryota; Metazoa; Chordata; Mammalia; Primates; Cebidae
Gene: ASPSCR1
Product: ASPSCR1 tether for SLC2A4, UBX domain containing
Exons: 13
Coding region: 94-1461 (455 amino acids)
Molecular function (GO): protein binding
Source: RefSeq, a predicted model, not a curated record